AUGGCCUAUUUAGCAUUUUCAGAGCUUUGUUUAAUUAUGCGAAUAGAUGACCCUCUCGAUGCCUUUGCUGUUCAUUUUGGGGGUGGAUUGUGGGGGUUAAUUAGUGCUUGUUUGGUUACUGAAAAGGGGCUUCUUUUCUCUUUAAUUGACCCAGAAAAAGUUAAAUUUGAUGAAGCAUUAUGGCAACUUUGUUGGCAAAGUGUUUGUGCUGUAGCAAUAAUUGUUUGGUCAGCACUUGUAUUAACUCCAGCUUUUCUAAUUCUAAAAGCAUUUGGAAAAAUGAGGGUGCCCAGAGAAGUAGAGAUACGUGGAUUGGAUAUUUUCAAACAUGGGGAGGCAGCAUAUCCUUUGACUGCUUAUGGACACGGAUGGGGGGAUGGAGCUGAAUUUGUAAUUACUUCAUUACAGGAUGUUGGGGGUGAUGCUGUAAAUGGUAAAAAUAAAUAA
Meloidogyne enterolobii is the source of this 447-nucleotide messenger RNA. The record is from the annotation of a GenBank genome assembly. NCBI's taxonomy places the organism in Eukaryota, Metazoa, Nematoda, Chromadorea, Rhabditida, Meloidogynidae.